Epinephelus fuscoguttatus (brown-marbled grouper) is the source of this 2073-nucleotide messenger RNA. Its product is annotated as zinc-binding protein A33-like. The transcript is spliced from 3 exons. The record is from RefSeq and is a predicted model, not a curated record. Lineage: Eukaryota; Metazoa; Chordata; Actinopteri; Perciformes; Serranidae. Gene Ontology annotation, molecular function: protein binding; zinc ion binding. Bases 503 to 1960 code for a protein of 485 amino acids.
UUAGUAAAUACUGACACGUUGGCAGAACAAGUUUCUUGUUACAUGUUCCUGUUGGAUGGAACAUGUUAAAAAAUGUUGUGUAACUGGUUUAGUGUCAGUCACACAGUUAAGCUGUUCACUUCCUUGUUUCGUGUUCAUGGUGUUUAUAUGAUUUGUAGAAAUUAAUUAUUCAUUACGUACACAAAAAAGUCAGUUUCCUUUCAUUUUGUUUGCCUUCAGAUGCAUGUACAAUGAAUCUGUACUAUACUAAAUCACAAGUGAAAUAUUUGUCCUGAGAACAUACUGACACCAUCUGCUGGUGACUAAAUGACACAGCAGCAUUUCCUGCUGAUAAUUCAACCUGUAGCAGAGGCGUGUCCAAAUGAAAGAUUUCUAAAUUGUUGAUCAGAGCUGAGACGCUACUACAGGAUGUGAGACCUCUGCAUGCUGGACAACACGUUUGGAAGAUUUUGAAAAACUUGGUGAGUCUUGCUGUUAAAGGAUAAUUCACAUAUCAGAGCAAAUGGCUGAGAAAACUGCUCUUUUUGAAAGUUACCUGAGCUGCCAUGUGUGUUCAGAGACUUUCAGAGAUCCUGUGUCUCUGAGCUGCAACCACAGCUUCUGUUCAAGCUGCCUGCAGAAAUUCUGGCAACAAGCUAAAAACAAAAACUGUCCCAUUUGUAAAACAAAAUCCUUGACAGAUGAGCCAGCAUUAAAUUUUACACUGAAGGAACUGGCUGACUCCUUUGCUGGGAGACAGAAGAAUGAUUCACCUGAGACAGAAAAAGAAAAGGAGAAAGAGGAGGUGGUGUGUGAUAAACAUCCUGACGUCUCUUAUUGGUUCUGUGAGGAUGAAGAUAGAGCUGUGUGUCCUGUCUGUGAGUUUUCUCUCCACCAGAGUCACAAGGUGGUUCCUAUAGAACAAGCAGUCAGUGAGCUGAAGGACCAGCUGAAAUGUGACUUAAAGUCUCUGCAGGACAAGAGGGACAAAUACAAACAAGUGGAGGAAACAUACAAUGAAGUGAUUGAACACUCCAAGAAGCAGCUGUUGUCCACAGAGAGGCAGAUCAGAGCAGAGUUCAACAAGCUCCAGCAGUUCCUGAAAGAGGAAGAGGAGUCCAGACUGGCAGCUCUGAGGGAGGAAGAGGAGCAGAAGAGGAAGACUCUCAGCAGAGAGAUGAAGAUGAUUGAGGAGCAGAUCUCCUCUCUGUCACACAGUAUCUGUGCUGUUGAAGAAGAGCUGCAGAAACACGAGGUGCCAUUCCUCAGCAGUUAUAAAGCCACUCAGAGCAGAGCCAGAGUCCAGUGCUCACUGUCAGAUCCACAGCUGGUCUCAGGAGCGCUGAUAGAUGUGGCCAAACACCUGGGCAACCUGUCCUUCAGAGUCUGGGAGAAGAUGAAGGACAAGGUCCACUUCAGUCCUGUCAUUCUGGACCCAAACACUGCAAACCCCUGGCUCUGUCUGUCUGAUGAUCUGACCAGUGUGAGACGUGGAGACACAAAGCAGCAGCUUCCUGACAAUCCAGAGAGACACACUGAGUAUGCCACUGUUCUGGGCUCUGAGGGCUUCAGCUCAGGGAAACACAGCUGGGAGGUGGAGGUGGGAGACCAUCCUCACUGGCUUGUGGGUUUGACUAAAGAGUCAGUUGACAGGAAGGGAGAGAACGAUAGUAUACCAGAAGAUGGAAUCUGGUGUUUAUCACAUCACAGUGGAGAAUACACUGAUGUUGUUGAUGAGACUGUCACAGUGAAGAAGAGUCUCCAGAGGAUCAGAGUCCAGCUGGACUAUGACAGGGGGGAGGUGUCCUUCUACGACCCUGAAGACAUGACUCCCAUCUGCACUCACAGAGACACUUUCACUGAGAAACUCUUCCCAUAUUUCAAUAUUGGACGGACCGGUGAUGCUAAAACUGCUGAUAUCAAAAUGUGUCACACUGAGAUUUCUCUGUCAUGUUCAGGGAGGGUGGUGAGCUCUCACUAACAUAUUUGGAUGUUUUAUAAUGGUGGUGUUUUGUUGUCAUUUACAGACAAUUCCAGUUUGUUCUUUGUGGGUGAGAAUCAUGUCAUUUCAAAGGACAUACAGAAAAUGUAGAG